AUGGUGGCUCCAUCAGCCACAGCACAUCAGGCAUCAGGCACAGGACAUCAGGCAUCAGGCACAGGAUAUCAGACACAGGACAUCGGGCAUCAGGAACAGGACAUCAGGCACAGGGCAUCAGGCAUCGGGCACAGGACAUCGGACAUCAGGCACAGGACAUCAGGCAUCAGGCACAGGACAUCAGGUAUCAGGCACAGGGCAUCAGGCAUCGGGCACAGGACAUCGGACAAAAGGCACAGGACAUCAGGCAUCAGGCACAGGACAUCGGGCAUCAGGAACAGGACAUCAGGCAUAGGACAUCGGGCAUCAUGCAUCAGGCACAGGAUAUCAGACACAGGACAUCGGGCAUCAGGCACAGGACAUCAGGCUCAGGACAUCGGGCAUCAGGCACAGGACGUCGGGCAUCAAACACAGAACAUCAGCCACAGGUCAUCAGACAUCAGGUACAAGGCAUUGCUCAUCAGGCACAGGACGUCGGGCAUCAAACACAGAACAUCAGCCACAGGUCAUCAGACAUCAGAUGAGGAAUUUGAUAACGCCGUUGAGAGGAACUUCUCAACCAUGUGCGGCCGUUUCGAAGAAGAUGUCAGUUUCACCUUGUCGCUGUCAAUCAAAUGCCUGCUGAUGCGAAACAGCGCGGGAACUUUACCGAAAUCGGAACCAUUCAGGAAUUGGCAUUUUGGGUCGCUUGAAACGUGA
Messenger RNA from Haliotis rufescens (red abalone), 699 nucleotides. Its product is annotated as hornerin-like. The coding region runs from base 1 to 699 and encodes 232 amino acids. The record is from RefSeq and is a predicted model, not a curated record. The transcript is spliced from 2 exons. Lineage: Eukaryota; Metazoa; Mollusca; Gastropoda; Lepetellida; Haliotidae.